UGUUGUUUUCAAUGCGAUCUUGUCUGCGAAGCCAAGCCACUACCAACACUCAUAUCAUGGCAACCACCGGAUUACACUGCAGACGACGAUAUCGCCAUACCAGAAUCGCCAUUAUUUUGUCCUAGAGUCGACUUCAUGACGGUGCCCAACGACGAGCGUUGCUCACCUUCCACGUGUAAUCUACUACGAGAUAUGCGCGACUUGACUGAUCUUUUCAUAUCGAAAAACGCCGCGAAUGAGGUCGAAAGCGAUCUUGCGGAUGUAUCGGCUGCUUACCUGAGCUCUACUGGUCUCGACUACAGCACGAAGGUGGCUGGAAUACGCGAACGAUUGGCACUCCUCCCUUCAGCCGAUCUUCCGGGUCAUCAAGGCACUGGCGAUUGGGUCUUUGAGGCAUGUCGCCUCACUGCGAUGAUCUACACUGCAUCCAUCGUCUGCAACUUGCCCUUAUCCAUCGCUGCUCAUCCCAGCCAAAACCUAUUAUGGGCCGAAGCUGAAUCUCUCAGAGAGCCACAUGACAGGCAGAUCGUGCUCACAACCCAUCUCAGCGAAUUGCUGCUGCAGGCACUGGAGCGCACCGAUCUCGCCAAUGUGUGGAAUGGCAUGGCUGGUGUUUUAUAUUGGAUAACCACUGUUGGUGCGGCUGCAGCCCGCACGCCCGUCAUUCCUACCAUGUUGCAGCGGCCUCUGUACAGCAAACCGUGUAAACCUCGGGUACGGCAAUGUCUGGCCAUGUAUUCUAUGCGUGCGUUUGUCUUGUUAGGCUUCAAACAUCAGAUGCCUAUCUUACUGUCGCAGAAGAGGCUCUUCAGAGUACAAGAACUCAUCGGAACAUACGGCUAAUACCUGGAAACGGCGAGUCGAGUGGAGUUCAAAAACAGCCACAUCUAUAGCUACUGGUAUUGAGACAAAGUCUCGGGGCAGCACCGAUGAUUCACGAUGAUCGUCCAAAGCCACAAGCUGACCGCAGACAAAACGACGUUUGCUGAUGCACACUUGAUCAGUCGUACAAACCAAAGAAGCAAUCUUGUCAAUCUUGUCGCAUGCGGCUAGCCAAUUUCUAAACGAUCAUGUCACGGCGUAUGACAGCCUUCCACGAAUCGUCCGGGGUGUUUUCGUCGCGGGAUGUGCGACUGACCGCAUCUUGUGGCUUUCCCACUCCGUGUCCAUCGUGCAAGACCGAUUUGAAGCCGCCGGGCCUUUCGGGUUGCGAACAUCCGCAAGAUCCGCUCACGAUGCUUUUUUGCAAUCCGAGAACACGCGCUUCAGGUUGCGGACAAAAACUCAAUCCUUUGCGCAAAAUUUCAUUGG
Molecule: messenger RNA, 1311 nt
Organism: Alternaria alternata
Lineage: Eukaryota; Fungi; Ascomycota; Dothideomycetes; Pleosporales; Pleosporaceae
Exons: 1
Coding region: 136-843 (235 amino acids)
Source: RefSeq, a predicted model, not a curated record